Malus domestica (apple) is the source of this 1777-nucleotide messenger RNA. RefSeq names its product serine/arginine-rich splicing factor RSZ21-like. Gene Ontology annotation, biological process: mRNA splicing, via spliceosome. Gene Ontology annotation, cellular component: nuclear speck. Gene Ontology annotation, molecular function: RNA binding; zinc ion binding. NCBI's taxonomy places the organism in Eukaryota, Viridiplantae, Streptophyta, Magnoliopsida, Rosales, Rosaceae. The record is from RefSeq and is a predicted model, not a curated record.
GGGCUAAAAGGGGAAUGUACAAUCAGUCGAAGAACACGCGGGGAAAUUGGUUCUGGUUUCUAGGGUUUAAUCGGGCUCUGCGAUUCCACCCGCAGAGCAUCCAAUUCGUUUCCCCAUCGCUCCGAUCAAUCAAAGUUCACAAAUUCUAGGUUUUUUUCAAGGUUGAAGGUGGUAUUGCGACGAUGACUCGGGUUUAUGUUGGGAAUUUGGACACUCGAGUGAACGAGAGGGAUUUGGAAGAUGAAUUCCGGAUGUUCGGCGUUCUUCGCAAUGUAUGGGUUGCACGAAGACCGCCAGGAUAUGCAUUUAUUGAAUUUGAUGAUCGCAGGGAUGCUCUAGACGCGGUUCAAGCUUUGAAUGGUAAAAAUGGAUGGCGUGUGGAGCUUUCUCACAAUUCUACGGGUAGUGGAGGCCGUGGUGGUGGUGGACGUGGGCGUGGUGGAGGAGAGGACUUAAAGUGUUAUGAGUGUGGUGAACCUGGUCAUUUUGCUCGAGAAUGUCGCACGCGCGUUGGUUCACGAGGAGUGAGUGGUGGAAGGCGUCGAAGUCCAUCCCCUCGACGCCGCAGAAGUCCCAGUUACGAUGGCUGUGGGCGCAGGAGUUAUAGUCCGCGUAGGAGAAGAUCACCUCCACGACGCCGUAGUGUCACACCUCCUCGACGUGGUCGGAGCUACAGCAGGUCUCCUCCACAUCGCCCUGCUCGUCGUGCUUCACCUUAUGCCAAUGGGGACUAAGCUGGAAUUGGAGCAACUGCUGGAUGACUUGGAAGGAUGAUUUCUCUGCUAUAUUGUAGUUCUAGUAGGAUUGACGAGAAUCAUGUUAGUUAUGUCGAUGUCGUGACAAUGGGUUUUAUUAGAAACUUGGAUUGGAUGACUUGGACAUCAUUUGCAUCGGCUUUCUCACUUCUGCGUGCUAAAAAUUAGAGGUUGCUUUCCUACUUUGAAGUUGCCAUAUUAUAUCUGUUUAUAUAUGAUUUUAUGUGAACUCUUUCUUUGUGGUUGGAUUUUCAUUGUUUGCAUUAGAUGUUCCUAAAGUUUGUUUGUUUUGAUUUGAGGUGUAUUUUCGGCUAAAACGGCUUCGUUUCAACACUUACUGCAUCUUAGCGCUCACAAUUUCUAUCUCUGCUCUGCAUCCAUCGAAGUCUUCUUCUUGCACGAACUUUGGUACUUUGGUUGCACGCGACACCUUUUUAUUGCAUUCUUCUCCAGCAGAGCUUCAUGAACACCCUUUUUUGUUGGUUCAAGAAGAUGAAGUUGUUUGUCGCCUUCCCCACCUUGGCACCUCUGCACAACAUGUACGUUGGAUGUCUACGCGUUAAUCUGCUUCUCUUUCCUUGAGAAAUUUGGACGCAACUGGCCAAAUUAGAGUGUGUCAUCAUCUACCGUGUAUCACAGUAAGACUCCACUUCUUAGUUCUCCACUUGCUGAUCGAAGAAGGUGAGUUUGGUUCUCAGUGGUUGAGAGUUGAGCAUUUAUGGUAGUAGUCUUUGAGCGAAAUAGUAUGGUUGGUUAAUCUACUGACUAAGUCCCAAUGAGCUGACGAUCUUUUUUGCUUGUGGAGUCCGUUUCACCCCCAUCAUUAGUCACAAAGGCUUGGUUUUUGACAUCUUCUGGUUGCGGUACUCUUAUUUGUGCAGCAUAAUUCAAACCUACCACAUACUAUACAAGACUAACCAUUCUUUUUUUAUUGUAUGUUCUUUGUUUGACUAUUGUAAUUAACGAUCCAAUUAGUGGAUGUUGCGAACAGUUAAAAGAAUCGAAUACCAUAUUCUGAACAA